This is a messenger RNA of Anopheles maculipalpis, 1323 nucleotides long. RefSeq names its product methyltransferase-like protein 17, mitochondrial. Bases 1 to 1323 code for a protein of 440 amino acids. The transcript is spliced from 3 exons. Gene Ontology annotation, molecular function: methyltransferase activity; structural constituent of ribosome. NCBI's taxonomy places the organism in Eukaryota, Metazoa, Arthropoda, Insecta, Diptera, Culicidae. Gene Ontology annotation, cellular component: mitochondrial small ribosomal subunit. The record is from RefSeq and is a predicted model, not a curated record. Gene Ontology annotation, biological process: translation.
AUGAGUGUUUUUCUGGCCCAUUUUAGGAUACAAACCACAAAAAGCUUACAGCUACCAUGUACGGCGACGUUUGGCAAGUUCCACUACACUACCAAAGUAAAGUGUGAGCUCGAUUCAAUCACCGAGAAGGAAAUUACGGAACAGGGACUGAAGCCACGCAAACAUCGUGGCCGCAUCAAAUGCAACAACACGGCAAUAGGGCCAGAAAUACACGACGCAAUCAUGAAAUGCGUCAAGGACUAUCCGCUCAAAAGUCUCAUUACCGAUGGGCAACGGUUAAACAACUGUGUUCGAUCACGUAAAUGGUUCCCGCUCGAUACACCAUCGAACCGGGGUGCCGACAGACCGAGCGAACGGAUGCCUUCCAGUGCUCGGCGGCAGAAUUCUUCCGCCUUUGAUAUGCACGACGAGUACAGCUGUCUGACGCAGUUAAUUGGCCGGGCAGAUGCUGAGUACGCGGUGUUGAAGCGUAUCUUUACCGAAAUCAAUCAGCGUGAUCCGGAGCUGAAGCCACGCAGUUUUCUUGACUUUGGGGCAGGUGUCGGUACUGGGACGUGGGCCGUUACGGACUUUUGGCGGGAGCAUCUGUUUGAGCUACUUUCGGUGGAUAAAUCGCGCCAUAUGAAUGAUCUGGCAGAGCUUGUGUUGCGGCAAGGUGAUCCGAACAAAGGCACGAUGUUACGGAAUGUGUUUUACCGCCAGUUUUUGCCAGCUAAUCCGGACCGGAAAUAUGAUAUCGUGUUGAGUGCAUUUUCGCUGUUUGAUCAAUCAUCCCGGCGCCGGUUGUACGAGCUGGUGGAUCAGUUGUACAGCACGUUCGAUAAGUAUUUGAUACUGGUCGAGCAGGGUUCGAAUGCGGGCUUCCAGCUGUUGGACGGUGUUCGUAACCACAUUCGACGGAAUUAUGAUACGGACGAGAAGCAUCUAUUUGCACCGUGUCCUCAUACGAAGGCUUGCCCACGGAUAGUCAAAGAUGAUGGAACGCCUUGCAACUUUGAAGCUACUUACACGCGCAGCUUUCCGUCCUCUGAUGGACAUCAGUAUGGAAGUAUUCUUUACUCGUAUCUGGUUUAUAGGAAGGGUCCACCGGACAGUGCACACGCCUUUCCCCGCCUCGUACGUCCAACGGCUGUACGUUCGAAGCAUUGCGUUUGUCACGUUUGUUCGACGGAUGGAAAGUUGCGUGACGUUGCCUUUACGACGGCAAAACAUGGCCAAAUUGUACACCGGUGCGCCAAAGCUAGUCGAUGGGGUGACCUGCUCCCGAUGCACAUCCAGUGGUUGAAUAGCGAGCAAGAAGAAAAAGCUAAUGGAGAGACUUGA